AUGGUUUCUUCAAAUUCCAGAAAGCGAAAGCGGAAGGAGAAGAAACCUCAGCCUCGCAACCACAGAGAACGAGCCGCCGAUCAACGCCAUCGGGUUGUGAGCCAUUUGAAGGGGAAUGUGGGUCCUUCAACAUCGUCUCCUGGAGCUGAACAGUCACUCGUUGAACUCGGGCGGGUCUGGUGGGCACCGAUCUAUGAGAGAUUGCUCAUAAUACAUUUCAGAUUUCAAAUGGAUAAGAAGCUAAAGUGUCCCCUAGAAAGGCCAUCCUUUAGAGUGUUCCUUGUUGGUGAUGACUUCUCUCAGCAUCUGCGUAUACCACCUGCAUUUAUCAAGAACUUCAAUGGACGAAGACUUGGAAAAUGUACUAUGAGAGGCCCUACUGGAAAAUGUUGGGCCGUGGAACUGGAACAGAGACGGGAUGGCUUGUUCUUCCAUAAGGGUUGGCCUGGUUUUGUGAAGGAUCAUUUUAUAGAAUCUGAGGACUUUCUGAUCUUCGAUUAUGAUGGUGGCUCAGAGUUUGAUGUCACCAUCUAUGACAAAACUUGUUGCGAGAAGGAUGUAAAAGCAGCAGCCAAGAGGCUUGCAAGUGAUCAUUUGGCAGAAACAUCCACUGGAGGGCCCAUCUUGUUCAAAUCGGAGAAUGCGUGUUUUACAAAAACUUUUAAGCCCCGUGAUCUAUAUAGUUUAUUGAUUCCAAAGUCUAUAGCCGUAACUGAAGGACUCAUGAGCUCUGAAGGCGUUUUGAUCAAAGAGACUAUAAUGCUUCAAGAUCGAACCGGGAGAUCAUGGCUUGUUCAACUUGAUGUCACCUGUGAUGGUCGUUUGGAAAUGAAAAGAGGAUGGAGGACAUGUCAAGACACAAACCAGAUUUCACAUGGGGACACCAUCAUUUUUGAGUUUGUGAAGCAAGGUGUGAUACUUCAUAUUUUCAGAGGCAGAGGCGAAGGCAAUAGCUCUUCUGUGGUGGUUCUUUCAGGCGUUCUGCCCCGGAAGUCCAGUCAAAACCCAUAG
Prunus armeniaca (apricot) is the source of this 1011-nucleotide messenger RNA. The record is from the annotation of a GenBank genome assembly. NCBI's taxonomy places the organism in Eukaryota, Viridiplantae, Streptophyta, Magnoliopsida, Rosales, Rosaceae.